This is a messenger RNA of Pantherophis guttatus, 2427 nucleotides long. NCBI's taxonomy places the organism in Eukaryota, Metazoa, Chordata, Lepidosauria, Squamata, Colubridae. The record is from RefSeq and is a predicted model, not a curated record.
GGAGCCUAGAGGGGUUGAAACAAUAGAGUACUGGAUUUCUAGAGAGGAGAAGAACAGAGAAAUCUCCUCUUCCGGCUGACCCGUGGGAGGACUGUGGCGUGCAGGACGCCUCUCCUGCUCUUCCCAGGACUUUUAGCAGCUGGAAGACCGAAAAGAUGCUAGGAAGAGAAAUCCGGACAAAUGAGAAUCCCAAGCAGCAUUAAAAGGAAACCAAAUCCAGCCAGCAAUGAAAGUGUUUUUCGUUGCCUCCAGAAAACUACAAAAGACUUCUACUUCUCCAAGCAGAUAAUGGACAAAAGAGAUGAAGAGAGUUUUGAGUUGGAAAAAAAUGAAUAUGUAGAACUCAAGGAAACACUCCAAAAAAAGAUCAAGGGGGAUUAUUUUCCAAUUCAGAAAAAGCAGACAUAAUGUGGAAAUCAGUGCAGGAGGAAGUGGUCAUUUAAUAGUCACGUAGGAUAGGCAUUCAAGCUUCACCCUGUGAAGCAAGUAAGAAUAGCUUGAACGAAAGCACUAUCUAAGAAGGGAUCCAAAAUAUUUUUGAUCUUGAGAAUCCAAAAAUAUCCUUGGUGGAAAAAUCCCACAAUAUGCAUAUUGUAGGUAAAACACAGAUUGCAGAGCACAGCCGAUAAUGCAUGAGAGGACACACAUUGAAGCAAAGCCCACCCACUGCCCUCAAUGUGGCAAAUAGCUUUAGGAAAUGUGAUACACAAGAGGAUUCACAUGGGGGAGAAACCAUAUGGGUGUCUAGAUUGUGGGAAAACUUUCAGUCGGAAUUCUCAUCUGGUGAUACACCAGAGGACUCACACAGGGGAGAAACCUUAUAAGUGUCCAGAUUGUGGAAAAGGUUUUAGUCGGAAUACCAACCUAACGAUACACCAGAGGACUCACACAGGAGAGAAACCAUACAAGUGUCCAGACUGUGGUAAAUGUUUCAGUCAGAAUUCCAAUCUGGUGAUACACCAGAGGAUGCACACAGGACAGAAACCGUAUGAGUGUCCGGAUUGUGGGAAAAGUUUCAGUCAGAAUUCUGACCUGGUAAUACAUCAGAGAACACACACGGGAGAAAGACCAUAUGAAUGUCCAGAUUGUGGAAAAAGUUUCAUUCAGAAUUCUGACCUAGUGAUACAUAAGAGGACUCACACAGGGGAGAAGCCGUAUGAGUGUCCUGAUUGUGGGAAAGGUUUCAGUCGGAAUUAUGCGCUGGUAUUACACCAGAGGACUCAUACUGGGGAGAAACCAUAUGAGUGUCCAGGUUGUGGGAAAUGUUUCAGUCGGAAUUCUGACCUCAUGACACACCAAAGGACUCAUACUGGGGAGAAACCUUAUGAUUGUCUGGAUUGUGGGAAAAGUUUCAGUCGGAAUUCCCACCUUGUCCUACACCAGAGGAGUCACACAGGAGAGAAACCAUAUGAGUGUCCUGAUUGUGGAAAAAGUUUCAGUCGGAAUUCUGGGCUGGUGAUACACCAGAGAACUCACACUGGGGAAAAACCUUAUGAGUGUCCAGAUUGUGGAAAAAAUUUCAAUCGUAGUUCCCACCUGGUGAUCCACCAGAGGACUCACACAGGAGAAAAACCGUUUGAGUGUCCCGAAUGUGGGAAAACUUUCAGUCGAAAUUGUGAGCUGGUGAUACAUCAGAGGACUCACACAGGGGAGAAACCGUAUGAGUGUCCUGAUUGUGGGAAAUGUUUCAGUCAGAAUUCCCACCUGGUAGUACACCAUAGGACUCACACAGGAGAAAAACCAUAUGAGUGCCCAGAAUGUGGGAAAGGUUUCAGUACUAGAUCUAAACUUAUAAAUCAUUUAGGUUUACAUACAGGGGAGAAACCUUUCAGAUGCCCAGAGUGUGGACGGUGUUUCACACAUUAUUCCUCCCUUAAGGCACACAAGAAAAUCCACAUGAGGCAGACAGUGCUGAGUGUAGAAAAGCCCUGAUUUUCAUUUCUGAUUUCCCAUUGGUAAUGCAAAUUAACAAUUUAAUUUUUAUUCUCUUUAGUGAAUCAUGUCUCAGUAUUGGACAUAAGGGAGGAGAGAAAAAUGAGCAGCAGUGGCACAGUGGUUAGAGUGCAGUACUGCAGGCUACUUCGGCUGACUGCCAGCUGACUGCAAUUUGGCAGUUUGAAUCUCACCAGGCUCAAGGUUGACUCAGCCUUCCAUCCUUCCAAGGUCGGUAAAAUGAGGACCCAGAUUUUUGGGGCCAAGAGGCUGACUCUGUAAAACCGCUUAGAGAAGGCUGUAAAGCACUAUAUAAGACUAAGCGCUAUUGCUAUUUAAACUUCUGUUUUUAUAUAUACUUCCUUUUUUAUAUCUUUUAGCUGUUUAUAAUAAUCAUUAUUCUUAUUCCUCAAUUGUUUUCUUCUUUAAAAAAACAAAAUGUAUCCCAUGAACUUUGUGCUGGUCUUUCACCAUAAUAAAGAUUUGAUAAUGUUA